AUGGCAACAACAAAAAGCAAAGCCAUAGGCAUUGACCUUGGUACAAGCUAUAGCUGCAUUGCAGUGUGGCAAAACAAUCGUGUUGAGAUCAUUCCAAACGACCAAGGAAACCGCAUCACCCCUUCUUAUGUCGCCUUCAAUGACAUCGAAAGGUUAAUAGGCGAUGCUGCCAUAAAACAAUUAGCCAGAAAUCCUCAAAACACCAUUUUUGAUGCCAAACGUUUGAUUGGUCGUCGAUUCUCUGACCAAUCUGUACAGCAAGAUAUGAAGCUUUGGCCUUUUAAGGUUGUCCCAAACAACAAAGACAAACCCAUGAUUGUUGUCACUUACAAAGGCCAAAAGAAACAUUUUUCACCUCAAGAGAUAUCUGCUAUGGUUUUGUCUAAGUUGAAGGAUGUUGCUGAAAUUUAUUUGGGACAUGAAGUGAAAAAUGCUGUUAUCACUGUUCCAGCUUACUUCAACAACUCACAGAGACAAGCUACAAAAGAUGCAGGGAAAAUUGCCGGUUUUAAUGUGAUGAGGGUCAUCAAUGAGCCUACUGCAGCUGCUAUUGCUUAUGGUUUCCACAAGAAAAAGUGGAUAGAAGGUGAGAAGAAUGUGCUUGUGUUUGAUCUUGGUGGUGGAACUUUUGAUGUUUCCUUGGUGACCAUUGAUGAAGGAAUGUUUCAGGUUAAGGCCACAAUGGGAGAUACUCAUUUGGGUGGUGUUGAUUUUGAUAACAAUUUGGUGAACCGUCUUAUUCAAUUGUUUCAUAGAAAGUACAAGAAGGAUUUGAACAUCGGCGAAAAUUCCAAAGCUUUGGGGAGGUUAAGGUCAGCAUGUGAAAAAGCAAAGAGGCUACUUUCUUCAGCUUCAGAGACAACCAUUGAGCUUGACUUUCUAAGUGGAGGGAUUGAUCUACAUGUCACCAUUACUAGAGCUUUGUUUGAAGAAAUAAACAAGGACUUAUUCAAAAAGUGCAUGGAGAUUGUUGAAAAGUGUUUGGUUGAGGCAAAAAUUAGUAAAAAUGAAGUUCAUGAUUUUGUUCUUGUAGGAGGAUCUACUAGAAUUCCAAAGAUUCAACAACUAUUAAAGGAAAUGUUCAGACUCAACAGCGAAGUCAAAGAGCCUUGCAAAAGCAUUAAUCCUGACGAAGCUGUGGCUUAUGGUGCAGCAGUUCAAGCAGCAAUAUUGAAUUUUGAAGGAGACAAGAAAAUCGAAGACUUGUUGCUGUUGGAUGUUAUGCCUCUUAGUCUUGGUAUUGAAACUAAAGGUGGUGUCAUGUCUGUUUUGAUUCCAAAGAAUACUAUGAUCCCUACAAAAAAGGAGAGUGUUUUCUCUACAUUCUCUCAUAAUCAAGAUAAUGUUUGUAUCAAAGUGUAUGAAGGAGAACACGCUAAGACCGAGGAUAACUUUUUUCUUGGAAAAUUUGAUCUCUCAGGGUGUUCUUCAUUAUCUAGAAAUGUUCCAAAUAUAAAUGUAUGUUUUGAUGUCGAUGUGGAUGGUAUUUUGGAGGUUACUGUUGAAGAUAAGACAAAAGGGUUGAAAAAGAAGAUUACUAUCAUCAACAAAGAGGGAAGAUUGAGUUCUGAAGAGAUGAGGAGGAUGGUGAGGGAUGAAGAGAGGUAUAAGGUAGAGGAUGAAAAGGCGGCGAAGAAGGUGAAAGCAAAGAACUUGUUUGAGAAUUAUGUUUAUGAAAUGAGGGAGAGAGUGAAGAAGGUUGAGAAGGUAGUGGCGGAAACUAUAGAAUGGCUUGAUAGAAACCAAUUGGCUGAAAUUGAUGAGUUUGAAUUCAAGAAGCAGGAAUUGGAAAAUAUUAUGCAGUUUCUCUAA
This is a messenger RNA of Trifolium pratense (red clover), 1812 nucleotides long. RefSeq names its product heat shock 70 kDa protein-like. Gene Ontology annotation, cellular component: cytoplasm. Lineage: Eukaryota; Viridiplantae; Streptophyta; Magnoliopsida; Fabales; Fabaceae. The transcript has a single exon. Bases 1 to 1812 code for a protein of 603 amino acids. The record is from RefSeq and is a predicted model, not a curated record. Gene Ontology annotation, biological process: protein refolding; cellular response to unfolded protein. Gene Ontology annotation, molecular function: ATP-dependent protein folding chaperone; ATP binding; heat shock protein binding.